This is a messenger RNA of Daucus carota subsp. sativus, 678 nucleotides long. RefSeq lists its product as uncharacterized. The record is from RefSeq and is a predicted model, not a curated record. The coding region runs from base 1 to 678 and encodes 225 amino acids. NCBI's taxonomy places the organism in Eukaryota, Viridiplantae, Streptophyta, Magnoliopsida, Apiales, Apiaceae. The transcript has 3 exons.
AUGCUAAGGCAAAAGGCCAGAGUGGACUGGAUUGCUCUUGGAGAUGGAAAUACUAGAUUUUUCCAUCAUGCUAUUCAGAAAAGGACAUUCAAAAACAACAUUAGCAAAUUGUUCUUUGAAGGAGCAUGGAUUACAGAUUCAAAGCAAAUCACGGAAGCUUUUUAUUCUUAUUACUCUACAUUCUUUGAAUGCAAUCAUUUUGAGGCACUAGGUCUGGGUAUUUUGGAGCUUCCAACCUUAACUGCGAUGGCCAAACAACAAUUAGUAACUAAAGUAGCUGAGCAGGAAAUCGAGAACGCCCUGCAUGAUUUAGAAGAUCUUAAAGCUCCCGGGCCUGACGGCAUGAACGUUAAAAGCUUGAAGUUCCUAUGGCCAUUUAUCAAAGAAAAAAUAUCAGCCUUCAUAGACAAUUUCUGCAGAUUCUACUACAUGCCUUCAUGGGUUAACUCUUCCUUCAUUACUCUGGUUCAAAAGGGUCCAAAUCCCACGCAUCUAAAGGUAUCUUUAAGGGUAUCUCGCUUGGUGAUAAUCAAGAGUGCAUCACGCAUCUGCAAUUUGCAAUUUGUGGAUGACACGAUAGUGUUCCUAGAUGGCUCAAUAGAUUCAGUUAGAGGCGUCAAGAGGAUGCUCAAGAAGCAGCAGCAUUAUUCAAGUGCAAACAAGGUGCAUGGCCCAUGA